UCUCUCUCUUACGAGAGUUUCCCUUCUCGUUUUUUCUUCCUUUCUCCAAACACUGACUCUCUCUCUCUCUCUAAAACGCAGCCUCUAACUUUCUUUUUCAUCACCAUCGCCGGAAAGUUAUGAUUUGAUAGGAGAGAAGGACAUAAAAGAAAGGUACUCCUUGACUGGCCAUGGCAUCAAGAUCAUAUGCUAAUCUCUUUGACUUAGUUUCUGGAGGAGAUUUGCUGGAUAUUCCUGGCACCCCAAGAGCUCUUCCAAGGAUUAUGACUGUUCCUGGAAUUAUCUCUGACCUUGAUAGUUGUGGUGCUAAUGACGGGGAUUCAGAUGUAAGCUCCUCUGGUUGCCGGGAGCGGAAGAUCAUUGUCGCAAACAUGCUGCCAUUGCAUGCUAAAAGAGAUGCAGAAAAUUCUAAGUGGUGCUUCAGUUGGGAUGAGGAUUCAAUUUUACUACAAUUGAAAGAUGGUUUUUCUUCUGAUACGGAGGUAAUUUAUGUGGGUUCACUUAAGGUUGAUAUAGAUGCCAGUGAGCAGGAAGAAGUUGCCCAGAGAUUACUGGAUGACUUCAAUUGUGUACCUACCUUUCUAUCCCAUGAUCUCCAGAAAAAGUUCUAUCUUGGGUUUUGCAAGCAGCAGCUUUGGCCUCUCUUUCAUUAUAUGCUACCAGUGUGCCCCGAUCAUGGUGAUCGCUUUGACCGCAUACUAUGGCAGGCUUAUGUUUGUGCAAACAAAAUAUUUGCCGACAAGGUUAUGGAAAUAAUCAAUCCUGAUGAUGAUUUUGUCUGGGUUCAUGAUUAUCACCUGAUGGUUUUGCCUACUUUCUUGAGGAAGAGAUAUAAUCGAGUUAAACUUGGAUUCUUCUUGCACAGUCCUUUUCCUUCAUCUGAAAUUUAUCGAACUUUACCUGUAAGGGAUGAAAUUUUGAGGGGACUUCUGAAUGCUGAUUUAAUUGGUUUUCAUACAUUUGAUUAUGCACGCCACUUCCUUUCUUGCUGCAGCAGAAUGCUAGGUCUGGACUAUGAAUCUAAGCGAGGACAUAUAGGACUUGAUUACUUUGGCCGUACUAUAUUUAUCAAAAUUUUGCCGGUUGGCAUUCACAUGGGUAGGCUUGAAUCUGUAUUAAAUCUUCCUUCUACAUCUGCUAAACUAAAAGAGAUUCAGGAAGAGUUUGAGGGUAAGAAGGUGAUUGUUGGUGUUGAUGAUAUGGAUAUUUUUAAAGGCAUCAGUUUGAAACUUCUAGCUGUGGAGCAUCUGCUGCAGGAGAAUCCUGAUAUGCAGGGCAAAGUUGUCCUUGUUCAAAUUGUAAAUCCUGCAAGGGGUUUAGGGAAGGAUGUUCAGGAAGCAAAGAAGGAAACAUAUUUAAUUGCCCAGAGGAUUAAUGAUACCUAUGGUUCAGAGGAAUAUCAGCCUGUCAAACUCAUUGACCGCCAUGUUCCUCGAUUUGAGAAGAGUGCUUAUUAUGCUGUAGCUGAAUGUUGCAUUGUAAAUGCAGUAAGGGAUGGCAUGAACCUAGUCCCAUACAAAUAUCUUGUCUGCAGGCAACAAACUGCUAAACUAGAUGAAGCAUUGGGUAGGAAAGUUGAUUCUCCCCGAACAAGCAUGCUUGUUGUGUCUGAGUUCAUUGGUUGUUCACCUUCUCUUAGUGGGGCUAUCAGGGUCAAUCCCUGGGACAUUGAUGCUGUUGCUGAUGCUCUGAGCUUGGCCCUUACAAUGAACGAUUCUGAGAAGCAAUUGCGCCAUGAGAAACACUAUCGGUAUGUCAGUUCUCAUGAUGUAGCAUAUUGGGCACGCAGCUUUAUGCAGGAUUUGGAGAGAGCCUGCAAAGAUCAUUACACCAAAAGGUGCUGGGGAAUUGGCUUGGGUCUAGGGUUUAGAGUUGUUUCUCUUUCUCCUGGAUUUAGGAAGUUGUCUAUUGAUCAUGUUGUUUCAGCUUACAAGCGAACCAAUAGAAGGGCCAUCUUUCUUGAUUAUGAUGGUACUGUUGUACCGCACUCUUCUAUAAAUAAAGUCCCCAGCCCGGAAGUCAUAUCUGUGCUAAACGCUCUGUCUAGUGAUCCCAAGAACAUUGUUUUCAUUGUUAGUGGGAGGGGAAGAGAUUCUCUGAGUGAUUGGUUCAGUUCAUGCCAAUUGCUGGGACUUGCUGCUGAGCAUGGUUACUUUUUAAGGUGGAAUAGAGAUUCUGAAUGGGAAUGCAGUCACUUGUCUGCAGACCUUGACUGGAAAAACAUAGCAGAACCUGUCAUGCAGUUGUAUACAGAGGCAACUGAUGGUUCCAGCAUUGAAAUUAAGGAAAGCGCUUUGGUGUGGCAUCAUCAAGAUGCAGACCCGGAUUUUGGUUCCUGCCAAGCCAAGGAAUUGUUGGAUCACUUGGAAAGUGUACUUGCAAAUGAACCAGCAGUUGUUACGAGAGGCCAGCAUAUUGUUGAAGUUAAGCCACAGGGAAUAAGCAAAGGUUUGGUAGCCGAAAAGGUUAUAUCAACCAUGUUUAAUGGUGGUAAUCCACCGGAUUUUGUUAUGUGCAUUGGCGAUGAUAGGUCUGAUGAAGACAUGUUUGAGAGCAUUUUAAGGUCAGUAUCCUGCCCGUCAUUACCGGCGGCUCCAGAGAUUUUUGCCUGCACUGUAGGUAGGAAGCCGAGCAAGGCGAAGUAUUUUCUUGACGACACUUUGGAUGUAGUGAAGUUACUUCAGGGUCUUGCUUCUUCAUCCAAUCCAAAACCCAGGCAUCUUGCGCAAUUCCAAGUAUCUUUCGAGAGCACAAUUUGAGAGUUUGAAGGUAGGGCAAGGCAACCUUUGUUGAUUUAUUGUGCUGCUCUACCUGGGAGGAUUCUUCAGCUUUGAAGCAGAGAAAAAGUUUUGGUUAUUUAAUCUUAACAUGACCGAAUCGCAACCAUGCUGUUGUCGGGCUUCUAAUAUUCCUUGCUUGCAUGGUUCCUGGUGGUAGGUUUUUUCUGAAUAGUGAGCCUCAUGGAUGGCCUGACAAAUUCUUCUUUUCUGUAAAUGGUAAUUGGUAACAACAUCAAUUGUUACAUUUGUUGGUGCAAUGACGCCGAGAUCUUAAGUUGUGCUUUUUGUUAGAAUGGUGUAUCGGUGUUGUGCACCAAAACUUGUAUAGUUUACAAUAUUUUUCUUACAAAUAUAUAAUGGCAAUCGGGUUUGAUA
Arachis duranensis is the source of this 3155-nucleotide messenger RNA. Its product is annotated as probable alpha,alpha-trehalose-phosphate synthase [UDP-forming] 9. The record is from RefSeq and is a predicted model, not a curated record. Bases 171 to 2759 code for a protein of 862 amino acids. Gene Ontology annotation, cellular component: cytosol. Lineage: Eukaryota; Viridiplantae; Streptophyta; Magnoliopsida; Fabales; Fabaceae. Gene Ontology annotation, molecular function: catalytic activity. Gene Ontology annotation, biological process: trehalose biosynthetic process. The transcript has 4 exons.